CUUGAGUACAAUAUUAAUUGUGGUUUUUAAUCUGAAAAUAAAUUUUUUAUCUUUAAUAUUUUUCUUUUUAACUAAAAAAUGUUUAGAAUAUUAUUUGACGGAUAAUUAUAAACAAAAUUUUCAUAAGAUUUCUUCACUCGUUUUUCAAAAUUAUUUAAAUCAAAUGCGAAUCAAAUUGUAAAAAGAAGAUCUUCAUUAAUUUUGUUUGUUCCGAAAUAAUUAUUGUAAGACUUAAAUUAACAAUUUAAUAGAAAAAAUAAAAGUAACAAAAUAUGCAAGUGACUGGCAGUAGAUUCUAUUAAAUAAGUCUAAAAUUGUAAGAAAAAUGCAAAAAAAUAUCGAAAACAUUAACAAAACAUAAUCAAAACAAACGAAAUAUUAAAACAAAAACAACAAAAAAAAAAUAAAGUAACCUUUGAUCGCGUUAUGCGAAUUUUUUAACUGAAUGAUUCAAAUUUUAUGAUAAAAUACCGCGCCGGUGUAAAAUUCAUUUUUCCCAUAUUUUACUUUAUUAUUUGUUUUAAUUAAACAAUAUAUAUUAUGUAAAUACUUCUAUAAAUAAAACUAUAUACAUAUUUAAUUCAAAGUUAUUGUAUUAUAAACCUACAAUAAUAUUAAGAUACGGUUUAAUAACAAAAUUGAGGAAACAAAAUAUUUUUUUUUAUAAUUCCCGCGCAUUGGACAAAUUACAAAUAAAUUUAAUAAUGCCUAUUAAAGAAUAUUUACAUGAGCAACCGAUUCAAUUAUAUAUAAUUGAAUUAUUAUCAAUAAUUUAUUUAAUAUUGCAAUUAAUUUUAAGUCACAUAACACAUUCUUUAACAUUACAAUUUGAUUCAUAUCAUAUGAUAUGUAAAAUAAUAGCUUUAACUGGACGUAUUAUAACUGAAAAAUACUCAAAGAAUUCAAAUCGAUUUAAAAAUUUACAAAAUGUUCAUACAACAUCAAAUAAUGGCACAACACAAUCAACAUUAACACCAAAUGGUACAUUAAAAUCACCAUACCAUCAUAAUGGUAACAUAACAAAUGGUUUAAAUGGUCAUAAAAAUGCAAAUCAUAAUUUAGAAGAAAAUAAAUUUAUUGAAGAAAGUAAAAUUAAACCAGUAACGCAAAAAGAACGUGAAGAUUAUGAGAAGAAAUUAAAAAAUACAUUUGGUUGGACACGUAUAAAUGUACUUACAAUGUCAGUAAUAUUCAUUGUAUUAGCAUCAUUAUCGUUUUCAAAUGUUAUUGAAGCUAUUAAAGCUUUCAUACAUAUGUCACAUAAAGAUAUUAUUCAUUAUCCUUUACCAGUGCUUACAUGUGGUGCAAUUGGAUUAGUUUUAGAUAGUUUAACAUAUUUUCUAAUUGGUGGUUAUACAAUACAUUUAGUUAAUUUUUGUAAAUUUAAAAAUCUUUCAAAUUAUUCAUCUAUAUGCAGUGAUAUUGAAAAAAUUAAAAAUAAUGAGAUAUUAUCAACAAUUAAACAAAAUUCAGAAGAAAAGAAUAUGCAACAGACAAUUGAUAAUAUUCGGAAUACACAAGUAAAACAGACACAAUAUUAUACAAACGAUGAUUCUAUCGUAUUGAAUGAAAAUUUCCGUCCAGGAUGGUAUGACAUAUUUACUGAUAUAUCAAGUUCAUUACUUGUAAUGAUUUGUGGAUUAACAGUACACCUAUUUACAACAUAUUGUGUCGAUUGCAACAAUGGAAAAUAUAUUGAUCCAAUUUUGGCAAUAUCUUCAUCAUUUAUAUUACUAGUGAUGAUAUUCCCAUAUAUGAAACAAUCCUGUAUGAUAUUGCUACAAACAAUACCAGGUACAAUCAAUAUACAAGUUUUUCGUAAGAAUUUAUUGGAAAAAUUCCAAGAAAUUUCUGUACAUGAUUUACAUAUUUGGUCACUUACAUCAAAAAAAUAUGUUUCAACCGUUCAUAUAAUUUUUAAAGAUCCAAAUCUAUAUUUGAAUACGAUACAAGAAAUAAAAAAAUAUUUUUAUGAACAAGGUAUUGCAACAGUUUCAAUACAACCGGAAUUUUUAUGUGCUAAGAUACGAUCUACAAUGAUUCCGAAUAAAAAAAAUAAUGAAAUUAUUCAAAAACUGCCAACAGAUGAUAAAGAAAAUUUGUCAACAUUAACAUACAAUACAAAUACAAAUAUUUCAUGUGAUAAUUGUUUAGUACCAUGUUUAGCAUUAGCUUGUGCUGAAAAAUCAUGUUGUAAUAUUAAUACAGAACUAAAAGAAAUUCUAUCUGUAUCAUCAUUAGAAAAUAUUAAUAAUUCACCAUGCUAUACAAAUAUUGUUACAUGUCAAACAACAGUAGCAUCUUUAAUAUACAAUCAAAGGAAAUUAUCAACUGAUGGAAAAUUACAAGAACAAUCACCAUCACAUCAAUCAAAGCAAUUACAAACACUUGAUGUUAAUAAUUUAGAAAAUAUUAAAUCUAGUCACAUAAUAAAAUUUAAUAAUAAAUGUAAUCGAAAUCUGGAAUAUAAUUUACAAGAAUUAAAUGGUAAUUAUAGAUUAUUAGAACAAAAUAAUGAUAAAAAUUAUUUUAAAAAUAAUUCAUUACAAUUGCCAAAUAAUAACACUAUAAAUGGAAAUUGUUCAUCAGAAUUUAAAGUAUGUCGCAUUAAUGUAAAAUCGUUUCAAAAAGUUAAAAACUAA
Molecule: messenger RNA, 2642 nt
Organism: Condylostylus longicornis
Lineage: Eukaryota; Metazoa; Arthropoda; Insecta; Diptera; Dolichopodidae
Gene: ZnT77C
Exons: 5
Coding region: 705-2642 (645 amino acids)
Biological process (GO): zinc ion transmembrane transport; detoxification of zinc ion; intracellular zinc ion homeostasis
Cellular component (GO): membrane
Molecular function (GO): zinc ion transmembrane transporter activity
Source: RefSeq, a predicted model, not a curated record